Messenger RNA from Sinocyclocheilus rhinocerous, 2773 nucleotides. RefSeq names its product prolyl endopeptidase-like. Gene Ontology annotation, biological process: proteolysis. Gene Ontology annotation, molecular function: oligopeptidase activity; serine-type endopeptidase activity. The transcript has 12 exons. The coding region runs from base 133 to 1842 and encodes 569 amino acids. The record is from RefSeq and is a predicted model, not a curated record. Gene Ontology annotation, cellular component: cytosol. NCBI's taxonomy places the organism in Eukaryota, Metazoa, Chordata, Actinopteri, Cypriniformes, Cyprinidae.
CGUUUGUCUUUGUACGGAGUCUUUGACUGUUGAUUCCGGACUUUGUGCUGCGGCUCUCAAACACACUAAGCUCUCCAACAACACUCAUAACAUUAUUUCAUCUGUUCAACAGCUCGCAAAGAUCUCUGAAUAAUGGCUUUCCAGUAUCCAAACGCCCAUAAGGACGAAUCAGUGGUGGAUGACUAUCAUGGCUGUAAAGUUCGUGACCCGUACAGCUGGCUGGAGGAUCCUGACAGUGAAAAAACACAGGCAUUUGUGAACGCUCAGAAUCAGCUGACCCUGCCGUUCCUGGAGCAGUGUGAGAUCAGAGACAUCUUUAAGGACCGUAUGACUGAACUCUAUGACUACCCCAAAUACAGCUGCCCCUUCAAACGCGGGAACAGGUAUUUUCACUUUUACAACACUGGUCUGCAGAACCAGAGUGUUUUGUACAUGCAGAAGAACCUCGAAGCUGAGCCCAGUGUGUUCCUGGACCCAAACAGCUUCUCAGAGGACGGGACGGUUGCUUUACGAGGUUAUGCGUUCUCUGAGGAUGGCGAGUACCUGGCGUACGGCACCAGCGCCAGCGGCUCUGACUGGGUUGAGAUCCGGUUCUUGCGUGUGGACGGCGCCGUACUUCUGGAGGACCGACUGGAGAGGGUCAAAUUCACCUGCAUGUCCUGGACUCACGACGGAAAGGGACUGUUCUAUAACUCUUAUCCUGUGCAGGAGGGCAAGAGUGACGUGUUUGCUACCUGCACAUACUCCAGGUUCCUGUUUGUGUGUUUCCUCCAUGACGUGAAGAACGUGCUGAAGAUGUUCCAUCUGUCCUCGGGGGAGGAGAUACGCACGUUUCCGCUUGAUGUCGGCUCGAUUGUGGGCUUCACUGGGAGGAAGAAAGACUCCGAGAUCUUUUACAGCUUCACCUCGUUUCUCUCUCCAGCGAUCAUCUAUCACUGUGAUCUGACUAAAGAGCCGCUGCAGCCGCACAUCUUCAGAGAGGUCACGGUGAAGGGCUUCAGUCCUGCUGACUAUCAGACCACUCAGGUCUUUUAUCCCAGUAAAGACGGCACCCAGAUCCCAAUGUUUAUUGUCCAUAAGAAAGGAAUCAAGCUGGAUGGUUCACAUCCUGCCUUCCUGUACGGAUACGGAGGUUUCAACAUUUCCAUCACACCCAGCUACAGUGUCUCUCGGCUGAUAUUCGUCAGGCAUCUGGGAGGGGUUUUAGCUGUUGCCAAUAUCAGAGGAGGUGGAGAAUAUGGAGAGACGUGGCAUAAAGCGGCGAUGUUGGCCAAUAAGCAGAACUGUUUCACUGACUUUCAGUGUGCAGCUGAGUAUCUGAUAAAGGAGGGUUACACCUCCCCCAAAAAAAUCACCAUCAAUGGAGGCUCCAACGGGGGGCUGCUCGUGGCGGCGUGUGUGAAUCAAAGGCCUGAUCUGUUCGGCUGUGCUGUGGCUCAGGUCGGCGUCAUGGACAUGUUAAAGUUUCAUAAGUUCACCAUCGGACACGCCUGGACCACUGAUUUCGGCUGCUCGGAAAUCAAAGCGCAAUUUGAUUGGUUAAUCAAGUAUUCUCCUCUUCACAAUAUCCGUGUUCCAGAAGCUGACGGGGUUCAGUAUCCCGCCGUAUUGUUGUUAACGGGUGAUCAUGAUGACCGUGUGGUGCCGCUGCACUCGCUAAAAUAUAUGGCCACACUGCAGAGUGUGAUCGGUCAGUGGCCCGGCCAGUCAAACCCUCUCUUUAUCUACGUGGACACAAAGUCGGGCCACGGCGCAGGAAAGCCCACCAGUAAAGUCAUUCAGGAGGUGGCCGACACGUACGCCUUCAUCGCGCGCUGCUUGAACCUCAGCUGGAUCGAAUGAAGCGAAAGUUACGAGGCUCUAAGCUGUUCCUCUACUCCUGCAGGUUUUUCUUCUGACAGUUUGAUUUCGUUCUUGCCUGUUUGCUCUCCUGUUCACUGAAAUAUUCACCUUUUUUGCUCUCUUUCUGUCCCACUUCUCCACGGUUUCAUUAUUUAAUGUUACAUGCAAGUAAAACAGUCCAGUGUUGGUUGAAAACUGAAUCGCAUUAAUGACUGAUUUCAUACCAAUUCACCAUCUGUCAUGGUGUACACUUAGGAAAUAUUAGAAUUACCGAGGUCACGGGGUGAAGUGUCAUAACCUCUGUAGCACUUUACUAAAACUGUAUUUAUUUGACGACGGGAAGACAUUAACAGUUUAUGGAUCACUGUAUCACUUUGAUGCACAGCACCCAUCAAAAAUAAGUUUGCAAGUGAAUCACAUGUUCAGGUCACAUUUUGCCCCAAAAACGAAAAUACUUUUUUUUUUUUUUUAGGAUUUUUAUGUAUUAUUACACUAUUUUUAAUGGCAGUUAAGCACAUUUGAAAUAGUCAAGUUAUUAUGGAUUUUGUCUGGACAUGCUUCCCAUUAAUCUCAGAAGUGAUUCUGAUUACUAAACAUGAUAAUAUAAUACAUUUUUAAAUUUAAAUCAGCAUAAAUGAUAUAAAUCCUCUAUAAUAAUGUCAUGUAAUAAAUGAGUUUUUGCAUACAGUAUUGAGAACUGGAGAGGAAGAAUGUACUUAAUUGUCAUGAAAAUAACAUCACAUAUCAUUUCUUUUGAUUGGAGUUGGAAUAUAAGAAAGGCAUGUUUGUUAACAUGAGAUUCACCCUUACAGUGUUUGUCAGUGUGUGUGAAUGAGCUGUAUCUCUCGACAGAAAUCUGUUUCUACCUCCACAUUUAUGCAGAUUGUUUUAUCUUGGAAGGGAAAAGCAAACAAAAUAACCAAGUACAAUA